AGUGGUUCAUUCMAACAUAAAGGAUGUGACUUUGCAUAGGCUAUAAAUUAUUCUGAAGUAUUUGCCGUAUAAUAUUCSGCUACGUUAUCGUUCAAUUUGCUUAUAAGUUGAUCGUAUUUUAUGGCUACAGCCUAUCUUCAGAAUGGUCCGUCGAGGAGGCAAACCGGCGAACCCUUCGAUAUGGCGUGCAAGGUUAUGCUAUUAGGAGACUCUGGUGUUGGAAAAACAUGUCUAUUAGUUAGAUUCAAAGACGGAGCCUUUUUAUCUGGUUCGUUCAUAUCAACAGUUGGAAUUGAUUACAAGAAUAAAAUAGUGGAACUUGAAGGAUCAAAAAUAAAACUGCAGAUCUGGGAUACAGCUGGUCAAGAAAGAUUUCGAAGUAUAACUCAUGCUUAUUACCGCGAUUCACAUGCUCUGCUUCUGUUAUAUGAUGUAACUAAUGAGUCUUCAUUUGAAAAUAUUAGGGCAUGGCUAGCUGAAAUAUAUGAAUAUGCCUCACAAGAUGUGAUUAUAAUGCUAUUAGGAAAUAAGGCUGAUCUUAGCAAACAGAGAGCUGUAACAAGAGAGCAGGGGGAAAAACUUGCAAAGGAUCACAAUGUUGCCUUCAUGGAGACAAGUGCAAAAACAGGACUCAAUGUUGAUUUAGCAUUUAUGGCUAUUGCAAGGGAUAUCAAAUACAGAAGAAGCAGUAAYGCAGCUGAUCCACAGUUCAAUCUUGAGCAAUACGUAGAAUUACAGCGUGAAAAACCUAAUUGUUGCUCAUAGCAAUGACUGAGCUAAAUGAAUACAAAUGGUUCCUUUGCAAGUUCUGUUUUGCUGAAUAUUAGCCUCAUAUGCCAGGAGAUUYCCAGGAAGUUGGGACAACAAGAUGACGUUAUAAAUUGUUGUAUUUUAAAUUAAAAGAAAUUGCUUGAAGACUUGA
Messenger RNA from Exaiptasia diaphana, 922 nucleotides. Its product is annotated as ras-related protein Rab-37. The record is from RefSeq and is a predicted model, not a curated record. NCBI's taxonomy places the organism in Eukaryota, Metazoa, Cnidaria, Anthozoa, Actiniaria, Aiptasiidae. Gene Ontology annotation, molecular function: GTP binding; GTPase activity.